Messenger RNA from Girardinichthys multiradiatus, 1772 nucleotides. RefSeq names its product ectonucleoside triphosphate diphosphohydrolase 5a (gene entpd5a). Gene Ontology annotation, cellular component: membrane. Gene Ontology annotation, biological process: nucleoside diphosphate catabolic process. The record is from RefSeq and is a predicted model, not a curated record. Bases 195 to 1712 code for a protein of 505 amino acids. The transcript is spliced from 13 exons. NCBI's taxonomy places the organism in Eukaryota, Metazoa, Chordata, Actinopteri, Cyprinodontiformes, Goodeidae. Gene Ontology annotation, molecular function: GDP phosphatase activity; UDP phosphatase activity.
UCACAGGAUUGGUGGAUGGCUGCUCCAGAUGUGGCCCCAUGCCAAGCCCUUAUGUCUUUAUAUACUGUAAUCAGAUGAGGGGACAGUCCUGAGUGAGCAUCGCACCCACUCUGCCUCUUUGCUGCAGCUCCCCUGUCAGCCCUGGUCUCCAGCAUCCACAGGUCUUCUUCUCUGCACCUCAGGCUCUGAACACGAUGGCCAAGCAGACCCUCAUCCUCACUCUGUGGCUCCUGACUGGGAGCCUCUUCACCGAAGCGACCUACUACCGCCACCACCGCUACAUCCCGCACUUUUUCCGCUACAGGGAGCCCUCCACCAACACAGAAAACCUCCUCCCAGACGUUGUAAAUCCGGCGCCCGAAGUCUCCCAGUCCGGCGUCCCGACCUACCCCGAGGUCCCCGAGGUGUUCCACCCGGCGCCCGAAGUUGUCCACACCAUCCCUGAGGCUUUCUACCCGGUGCCCGAAGUCGUGCAUCCGGCACCUGAGACCCAUCACCAGACUCAGGUGCUACAGCUCGGCCCCGAAGUCCCCUCCCCCGACAGAAAUCGUGAGAGUCGGGUGUUUUACGGAAUCAUGUUUGAUGCUGGGAGCACCGGCACCAGGAUCCACAUCUACAAGUUCAUUCAGAAGGAUCCCGUUGAGCUGCCUGUUCUGGACAAUGAAAUGUUCCAUGCAGUGAAACCUGGACUGUCUGAAUAUAAGGACAACCCUGAGGAGGGUGGGAACACCAUCCGUCAGCUGCUGAAGAUUGCCAAAAAGACGGUGCCAGAGGAGGAAUGGGGGAGGACACCUGUGGUCCUGAAGGCCACGGCGGGUCUGCGUCUGCUGCCCAUGGAGAAGGCCAAUGCCUUGCUAAAGGAGGUGCAAGAAGUAUUUGAAGAAUCAUCUUUCUUUGUGCCAGAGAACAGCGUUUCAAUCAUGAAUGGAGCAAAUGAAGGAGUCCUCGCCUGGGUCACAGUGAACUUCCUCACAGGCCAUUUGUAUUCCAACACCAGGAGGACGGUGGGCAUUCUGGAUUUGGGUGGCGGAUCUACUCAGAUCACUUUCCUUCCAAAGUCGAAGAAAACGAUUGAAGUUGCUCCACCAAAAUUCUCAGCCAAAUUCAACCUGUUCAACCAAACAUAUGAACUUUACACACACAGCUACCUUGGAAAUGGGCUAGUUGCUGCCCGCCUUGCAACUCUUGGAGCACUAGGAGCUGAUGGACUGGAUUGGAAAGUCUUCACUAGUUCCUGCCUCCCAAAAAAAUACAGAGAAGACGUGAAAUUUGGAGGGGACAGCUAUAAAGUUAGCGGGAUUCCAGGCGGGUAUGCGGGCUACAAACUGUGCUACUACGAGGUCUUGAGGGUCGUCAAGGGCAAUUUUCACCAGCCCUACGAAGUAAAAGGCAGCAGCGUCUUCUAUGCAUUUUCCCACUACUUCGACAGAGCUGUGCAGACUGGCCUUGUCAGCAGUCUAGGUGGUAUGGUUGAAGUCAGAGACUUUAAGAAGAAAGCCAAAGAAGUGUGCAACAAAAUGACCAAAUACCGUGCCAUCAGCCCAUUCCUCUGCAUGGACAUGACAUAUAUCACCUGCCUACUAAAGGAGGGCUUUGGCUUCAAGGACAGCACAGUGCUGCAUCUGGCCAAGAAGGUGAACAAUGUGGAAACCAGCUGGGCUCUGGGGGCGACCUUUGACUUCUUCAGAAACUUCAACAUCCACCAAGACUAGCUGCUGUCGCUGCCACCGGCACUGAGAGGGACAGUCUAUCACUGUGGGGCCUCCUCGUUU